CAAGGGGACUCGCGAAAAGAUCGCAGUUGUCCUCCGAGUUUUUAAUUUUAAUUUAGCGGAGGCCGGCCCGAGAGGGAAGGGGUUUGCAACUUAACACUAAAUUUUCUUUCGUGUGGAAACGAGAACCAUGGCGGCUUGUCGAUACAGUCACUUGAAACAGGUGCUUCGGAGGUACAGCACGGCACCAACUCUAAACGAGGUGCUCAUCAUCUCGGCGGCCAGAACUCCGAUGGGUUCCUUCAACAGCUCCCUGUCCAAGUUGUCUGCAACUCGAUUGGGCGCAGCUGCCAUCGAGGCGGCAGUUGAGAGAGGCGGUGUGCCCAAAGAGGCUGUCCAGGAGGUGUACAUGGGCAGCGUUUGCCAGGCUGGACUGGGACAGGCCCCUGCCCGGCAGGCAGCCCUCUUUGCUGGCUUGCUCAAGAGUGUCCCUUGCACCACCGUCAACAAAGUGUGUGCCUCUGGCAUGAAGGCCAUUCAGUUGGCUUCUCAAAACCUGAUGUGUGGCCAUCAGGAGGUGAUGGUCGCCGGCGGCAUGGAGUCCAUGUCCAACGUGCCCUUCUACAUGCGUCGUGGUGAGACCAGUUACGGAGGCAUCAACCUGCAGGACGGCAUUGUUGCUGACGGACUCACCGACGUCUACAACAAAAUCCACAUGGGCAGCUGUGCGGAAAACACGGCCAAGAAGUUGGGCAUCUCCCGACAGCAGCAAGACGAGUUCGCCAUCAGCAGCUACAAGAAAAGCGCAGCAGCCUACGAAAAUGGACACAUCAAGGAUGAACUGGUGGCCGUCAAGGUUCCCCAAGGCAGAGGAAAACCUGAUUUAGAAGUUUCCACUGACGAGGAAUACAAGAAAGUCAAUUUUGAAAAAUUCCCUAAGCUCUCAACUGUUUUCCAAAAAGAAAAUGGCACUGUAACUGCUGGCAAUGCCUCAACCCUAAAUGACGGAGCAGCUGCCGUUGUUUUAUCCACCAAGGCUGCUGCCCAAAAGUACAACUUGAAACCAAUUGCGAAGGUUGUUGGUUUCUAUGAUGCUGCGACUGAGCCCAUUGACUUCCCCAUUGCUCCAGCUUUCGCCAUUCCCAAUCUUCUCGCCAACGCCGGCAUCAAAAUUGAGGAUGUUGCUUUGUGGGAAAUCAACGAAGCCUUCAGCGUUGUCGUUCUUGCCAAUAUCAAAAUGCUGGGCAUUGACCCCGCCAAGGUCAAUGUCCACGGCGGUGCCGUCAGUCUGGGACACCCUAUCGGCAUGUCCGGCGCCCGACUCGUCGUGCACCUCGCUCAUGCUCUCAAACCUGGCGAGUACGGCGUCGGCUCCAUCUGCAACGGCGGUGGUGGCGCUUCUUCCAUCCUCAUCCAACGCCUCUGAACUGCCACACACAGCAAAUCUAUAUUUUUGAUAAAAUGAAAAGUUUAUGAUGUAUAGCCCUGUUACAUGAUAUUAUUAAAAACAAAAUGAGUUGCUCAUACUGAAAA
Neocloeon triangulifer is the source of this 1470-nucleotide messenger RNA. RefSeq names its product acetyl-CoA acetyltransferase, mitochondrial (gene Acat1). Bases 128 to 1363 code for a protein of 411 amino acids. Gene Ontology annotation, molecular function: acetyl-CoA C-acetyltransferase activity. NCBI's taxonomy places the organism in Eukaryota, Metazoa, Arthropoda, Insecta, Ephemeroptera, Baetidae. The transcript has 6 exons. Gene Ontology annotation, biological process: fatty acid beta-oxidation. The record is from RefSeq and is a predicted model, not a curated record.